This is a messenger RNA of Zymoseptoria tritici IPO323, 1291 nucleotides long. RefSeq lists its product as uncharacterized. The transcript is spliced from 3 exons. Gene Ontology annotation, biological process: actin filament bundle assembly; actin cortical patch localization. Lineage: Eukaryota; Fungi; Ascomycota; Dothideomycetes; Mycosphaerellales; Mycosphaerellaceae. The record is from RefSeq and is a predicted model, not a curated record. Gene Ontology annotation, cellular component: actin cortical patch. Gene Ontology annotation, molecular function: actin filament binding; phosphatidylinositol binding. The coding region runs from base 65 to 1291 and encodes 408 amino acids.
CUUCUUGAAUAUAACAAUAUUACCUGAGAUCGAAGUUGUUUGUUCAGCACAACAAUCGUCUAAGAUGGGGUUCAUCAACAAUCCUCUGCCUUCGUCCAUGCGAAGCGAAUGCAAGAAGUGCGGCAAGAUUUUGGCGUCCUUCAUUGAUCCUCGACAAGCAUUUGGACCUGAUAAAAUCAUCCCGCCCUCAGUACUUUCAAACGCCAAAGGUCUCGCGAUCAUUACCGUCUUCAAAGCCGGUUUCCUCGGCUCCGCACGAUUCGGAAGUGGUGUGGUCGUUGCACGACUGGCAGAUGGAAGUUGGUCGGCUCCCUCAGCCAUUGGAACAGUAGGAGGAGGCUUCGGUGGACAAAUCGGCUUCGAAGUUACCGACUUCGUCUUCAUCCUGAACGAUGCGAGCGCUGUGCGGACUUUCUCCCAAGUGGGUUCGCUCACCCUCGGAGGCAACGUCAGUAUUGCUGCGGGACCCGUGGGACGAAACGCCGAAGCAGCGGGCGCGGCGAGCUUGAAGGGCGUGUCUGGUAUAUUCGCAUACAGCAAGACCAAGGGUCUCUUCGCAGGUGUCAGUCUGGAGGGAAGCGUCCUGAUCGAGCGUAGAGACGCCAACGAGAAGAUGUACGGCAGGAAAUUGACGGCGAGGGAGCUGCUGGGAGGCAACGUGCCGGUACCACCACAAGCCGAACCUUUGACAAGAGUGCUGAACUCACGCGUCUUCGCGGGUGUGAGCCGGGCAGGCGACGAUGCCAUGUACAACGACGUCCCAGUCUACGACGAUUCGCACGAGGAUGUAGUGUGGCAGGGUAAGACCGGCUCCGCAUACGGCGAGGGCGUGAGGCGGGACAACACCGGCAUGGGCAGCAACGAUGAAUGGGCGUCUCGGGAUAAGAUCUCGAGAGCUUCGACUUGGGGCAACAGCGAUACCUACGGACGAGCCAACCCGAGCGAGACAUUCGACAGUCUGCAAGGCAGGACUCGAGCGCAGUCAAAUGUCACCGGCGAUCAAUCCGACUAUGUCUACAGUGAUCGCAAAGGACCAGCACCUGGUCGACCUUCAGCGCCAAAACCGGCUUUCAGCAGCGAGAAACCCAACUUCGGCAGGAAAGCAUCAGCCGGGCCAGGACAAGCGAUCGCGAAAUUCACAUUCGACGCAGACCAGCCCGGAGAUUUGGGAUUUAAAAAGGGCGACAUCAUCACGAUUGUGAAGCGAACGGAGAACGAAGCGGACUGGUGGACGGGCAGGAUAGGUGGCCGCGAAGGCAUCUUUCCCAGCAAUUACGUCGAGGUGGUCUGA